Mesocestoides corti is the source of this 585-nucleotide messenger RNA. NCBI's taxonomy places the organism in Eukaryota, Metazoa, Platyhelminthes, Cestoda, Cyclophyllidea, Mesocestoididae. The record is from the annotation of a GenBank genome assembly.
AUGAAAGAAGACGACGUUGAACACAGCCAUGCAGCCAGACGAACAAUCGCCCAUCAGAUAGACUCCUGGCACCGCAAAUGGCGGCUUGCCCACCCACUGAGCAGCGGUCCCCUCUACCAGUUGUUAGACCUGCACCUCGACCAUGCCGGUUUGCGCUAUUUGCCCCCUGGGGUGUUGGGAGCUCUCCCUUGUCUGCGAACACUUUGGCUCCGCGAAAACAAACUAAAAAGCCUCAAUGGAGGCCUUCUACGGUGCAGCUGUAUCACUGAAUUAAAAAUUGAUGGAAAUUACUUGACGUCGAUCCAAGGGGAGUUGAGGUCUCUGCACUGCUUGAGGGUGCUCACAGCUACGAGAAAUAAUAUCGAGAAUGUUAAAGAAUCACUUGAUGAACUUAGGCAAAUACACCGCCUGGAAGUUGUCGAUUUUCGUGAAAACCCAAUGACAAGCAAGGCUGGUUACGCUCUCACGGUGUGGAAAACGCUGCUCAGUCUCUCCGUCCUCGAUGGGCGAGGAAAGUUCCAAGAUUCCGCAUCCAUUGCAGCAGUUAAAUGCCGGAGAAUGUGUGAGGGGUUCGAAAGAAGGUGA